AGAUCACCUCACAUCUCAGUCAGUCAUGGGUCGUCCUGGGAUUCAGAUUUGGCCAUGGACACUGUGCGUCUUCUUGAGUUGGACGUCUGCAGGUCAAGCAGCGUCAGGACCGCACUACAUGGUCACCGUUCCCGCAAUUCUUGAAGCCGGAGCUCAGACCAAAUUCUGCGCGAGUCUCCGGCAGCCCAACGAGACUCUGAAAAUGACCGUCACUCUGUUGUCCGAGGAUGCGCAAACGAUCCUCCUCAAGCAGACGUCCAGUAAAGAAUUUCACACCUGCACUGAGUUUCAGGUUCCUUUGGUGCAAAAACAAGUGGUUCAGCAAUUCGAUGUGGAGGUACGAGGCGACACAUUUUACUCCAAAGAGGUCAGGAAAGUCUUGAUCAGAGUCUAUAAACCAAUGACGUUCAUCCAGACAGACAAACCGCUCUACCUCCCUGGACAAACAGUGAAUUUCAGGGUCGUCACACUGGACAGCAAACUGAGACCCGCCGAACAGCUGUACAAUAUCAUCGAACUUGAGGAUUCAAACAGCAACAGGAUUGGACAGUGGGUGAAUGAAACAUCCAAUUCGAAGAUAUUGCAGCGAUCUUACGCCUUGAACUCUGAGGCCCGUGAAGGAGUCUACCGAAUAACUGUGAAGAUGGAGUUAGAGACAGCACAUCACAGUUUCAAGGUGGAGAAAUAUGUUUUGCCUAAAUUUGACGUAAAAAUAGAUACAUCUUCCGAAGUGAGCAUUGAGCAGGGCGUAAUCAAAGCUGAAGUAUGCGCAACGUAUACGUACGGACAGCCCGUGCCCGGCAGUGUUAAAGCUAAGCUGUGCCGACCUAUUAGUGUCCAUGGUACCAGAUUCCGUGUUAUCACCCCCGAACAUCCGGAGGGAAUCCCUGAUAUAACUGCCCCAUGCCACAAGGAGACAAAGCAGACGGACAAGAAAGGCUGUGCCACUUUUACCGUCCCAAUGGCUAAGUUCACAAAACUUGCGCAGAAGGUGUUACGAGAUACACUCGAACUCAAGGUCAAAGUGGAAGAGGAGGGGACAGGUAUUUCACGCCCACAGGAGAAGGGUAUAGGGAUUUCAUACGUUAUUGGAAAGCUGUCGUUCGUUGACACGCCAAAGAUUUAUAACCAAGGAUCAAAUUUGGAAGGAAAAGUUAAAGCGGUUCAUUACAAUGAUACGCCCAUUCCCGACAUGCCUCUGUACCUGUUUGAGGGUGAAAGGUGGUCAGCAAGUCGGCUCCAGAAUCUCACAACUAACAGCGAUGGUGUCGCCACUUUCUCUGUUAACACUGCUGACUUUGACCGGGACAUUGAACUCCACAUUAGCAGCAACCCGACGCUGGCCUACGCCGGUUAUAGAGUGCCAUACUAUGAGGAUGCAGAUCACAAAGUGUCCAUGGUCCAAACUUCUUCUCCUGAUACUAAAACAGUCAGCUUCCUGGAGGUGAAGACGAUUGAUAAAACACUCCCCUGUGACAAAGAACAAGACAUCUCCAUCCAAUACACUGUCGUCGGAGAGGCUCAAGGCUCCAUGGAUCUUAUCUAUCUUGUCUUAUCCAGAGGAGCAAUUGUCACACAAGGAGAUCAAGAUGUUGAGAUUCAAGAUAAAUCAGUGAAUGAGGGUGAGGUGUCCUUCAAGCUGACAGUGACUCCAGAGAUGGCGCCAGAACUUCAGGUUGUGGCAUACGCCAUCCUCCCCAGUGAGAACGUGAUCGCCCACAGCGCCGACUUCUCCGUUGAGAAAUGCUUCGGUCACAAGGUGUCCCUGGAGUUUUCUCCGCCCUCAGCUGUCCCAGGAGAGGAGAUCACCCUGCAGGUGAAGGCUCAGCCAGACUCCCUGUGUGGUGUGAGCGCCGUCGACCAGAGCGUCCUCAUCAAAGAGCCGGAAAAGACUCUGGAUACAGACAAGAUAUUUAACUUGCUGCCCGUCAGAAAAGUAUCCUAUAUUCCAUAUGAAGCUCGAGAUCCUGUAGAGUGCUUGCAUGUGAGACCAAGAAGAUACGUUUUGCCACACCCUGAAGCUAGAGAUGAUGCUUUUACAGUUCUCCAGAAUGUAGGGCUGAAGAUGGCAACUAACCUGGUUAUCCAGGUGCCUGCAUGCCUCAAGUAUAAAGGAAGAGAGUACCACCAGGGCCGCAGAGGUAUUUCUUUAGCAUAUGACGCUAUGCCUGCUCCUGGAGUUGCCAGAACAAGGGUACAAGUGAUGUCAAGCAGAGUGUAUGGUGAGGCGGGGUCUGCAGGAGGUUCAGGUGGAGGCUCUCCUGAUCCUCCACCAAUAGAGACAGUCCGCACUUUCUUCCCUGAAACCUGGAUAUGGGACCUGGUGGAAGUUGGGGAGACUGGAACAAAGGACGUGCCCUUAACUGUCCCAGACACCAUCACCACCUGGGAGACGGAGGCUUUCUGUCUGUCCUCUGAGGGAUUUGGCUUGGCUCCUCGUAAAGAGAUCACCGUCUUCCAGCCUUUCUUCCUCGAGCUCAGCCUGCCCUACUCCAUCAUCCGAGGGGAGCACUUUGAACUGAAGGCAACCGUCUUCAACUACCUGCCCAACUGCAUCAUGGUCAAUGUGGCUCCAGCCCCCUCCUUAGAUUACAACCUCACCCCCCUCUCUGGUGACCAGUACACAUCCUGUUUGUGCGACAAUGAGCGCAAGACCCUCAGCUGGACCAUGGCCCCUUCAGCUUUGGGGGUUGUGAACGUGUCAGUGACUGCUGAGGCUGUGACAUCCCAGACUAUGUGUGGCAAUGAGAUUGUGAACGUGCCAGACAGAGGUCGCAUCGACAAGGUCACACGAUCUCUUAUAAUAAAGGCUGAAGGAAUUGAGAAGACAAGGACCUACAACUGGCUGUUCUGUCCAAAAGGAAAUGCUCUGACUGAGGAGGCAGAUGUACAACUUCCUGAGAACGUUAUUGAAGGAUCUGCCCGCGCUGUACUAUCAGUCCUGGGUGAUAUUCUGGGCCGAGCUCUGCAGAACCUGGACGGGCUGCUGAGGAUGCCGUAUGGAUGUGGCGAGCAGAACAUGGCGCUGCUGGCCCCCAACAUCUACAUCCUCCAGUACCUGAGAAACACACAGCAGCUGACUCCAGCCAUCAAGGAAAAGGCCACCAACUUCCUGACCAGUGGCUACCAGAGGCAGCUGAACUACAAGCACCAUGAUGGCGCUUACAGCACAUUUGGAACAGGAGCGGGAAAUACCUGGUUGACUGCUUUUGUGGUGAGAUCGUUUGCCAAAGCCCAGUCUUUCAUCUUCAUCGACCCAACAAAGAUUGAGAAGUCUGUGGAGUGGCUGAAAAACAGACAAAGGAAAAGUGGCUGUUUUGAACCAUCAGGAAGCCUCUUUAACAACAGAAUGAAGGGUGGCGUUUCUGAUGAAGUGACGCUCAGUGCCUACAUCACUGCUGCCUUCCUGGAGAUGAAUACGUCUGUGGAAGCGCCUGAGGUGAAAGAGAGCCUGUCUUGCCUCAAAGAGUCCAUCGGUGACCUCAGCAACACCUACACUACGGCUCUGCUGGCGUACGUCUUCACCCUGGCGGGAGACAUGGAGACCCGUGCUCACCUCCUGAAUCACCUCGACUCUGUUGCCAUACACGAAGGAGGUCUCCUCCACUGGUCUCAGACAGCAACGGGAGACGUCGCCUCUCUGUCUGUGGAGAUCAGCUCCUAUGUGAUGCUGGCCAAACUCGGCGCCUCUCCUACCACCGAAGACCUGGGAUACGCCAGCCGCAUCGUCAGGUGGCUGACGAGCCAGCAGAACUAUUACGGAGGCUUCUCCUCCACACAGGACACUGUGGUGGCUCUUCAGGCUCUGGCUCUUUACUCCACUCUGGUGUUCAGUCCAGAGGGUUCAAGCACAGUGACGGUCCAGUCUCCCAACGACAAGCUGACGUUCAAGGUGAACCAGAACAACAAGCUGCUCUACCAGGAGCAGGUGCUGAAGGACGUUACAGGAAAGCACCACCUGACAGUGCAGGGCACUGCGUGUGUUGCAAUGCAGAUUUCUCUUCACUAUAACGUCCCAACUCCGACAGAUUUCACAGCCUUCAGGGUCGAGGUUAAAUCCGAGGCCGACUGCAGCAGCAGGAUGCCCAAACUCACUCUGAAGCUCAACGCCCUAUACAGGGGAAGGCAAAGUUCUACAAACAUGGUGAUCCUGGAUAUCAAAAUGCUCUCUGGAUUUAUCCCAGACCCAGAGUCCAUAAAGAGCCUCAAAGUUGCCCCGAUGGUGGAUCGAGUUGAACAGAAGGACGAUCACGUUCUGGUGUACAUUCAGGAGUUGGCGAAGGACAUUCCCAUCAACUACAGCUUAGUGCUCUUACAGGAGCUCCCGGUGCAGAACCUGAAGCCGGCCGUGGUCAAGAUCUACGACUACUACCAGACAAGUGAACAGGAUGAUACAGAAUACACCUACCCUUGUGUCUCAGGUUGAAGAAUGAAAUCUGGUCAGUUCUCGAGCUGUCACUGAUUCCUGUAUAAUUUAAAAAGACUUCAAAAGACUCCGAAGAAAAGAUUCGCUUGUUCGUCCCUCGUUCGUAACAGCUGUUUCAGACGUCAAAGGUGUGCGGACAAUAAAAUAAUGUUCUCUCAAUGUUCCACUCAAA
This is a messenger RNA of Plectropomus leopardus (leopard coralgrouper), 4598 nucleotides long. RefSeq names its product alpha-2-macroglobulin-like. Gene Ontology annotation, cellular component: extracellular region. Lineage: Eukaryota; Metazoa; Chordata; Actinopteri; Perciformes; Serranidae. Gene Ontology annotation, molecular function: endopeptidase inhibitor activity. The record is from RefSeq and is a predicted model, not a curated record.